Messenger RNA from Coniophora puteana RWD-64-598 SS2, 1071 nucleotides. RefSeq lists its product as uncharacterized. The transcript is spliced from 4 exons. The record is from RefSeq and is a predicted model, not a curated record. Lineage: Eukaryota; Fungi; Basidiomycota; Agaricomycetes; Boletales; Coniophoraceae. The coding region runs from base 1 to 1071 and encodes 356 amino acids.
AUGUCACUGCUCACAUUUGUUCUGCCAAGUGCAUGGCAAGCUUUGCAGCUGUUGCUGAGGAGAUUGCCCAACUAUGCCAUGGUGUCCAAGUUUUUCUACACAAGUCCUGGUGUUGGAGCUUUCCUCAAGUGGUACAUCAAAGCCAACAUUGACACCCACAAGUUCAGGUCCAAGGCCUUGGAGGUCAAGUAUUUAUUACUAACAAUUCAGGGACAACCACAGAACACUGUCUGGCACCAUCUUGUUAAAAAACUUAUUGGCUGGCCCCUUGACAAGUGGUGCAACCCCAGCAAUCUUUAUGGUGGCAUGCCUACUCUCCAGUUUGUUUUUGAUGCCAUUAUUGCUGGCACCUGCAAGUUCAUCCAAGUCAACAAUGCUGAAGUUGCAUCUCGCAAGCAGCAAAUUGCAAUGUGCAAGGUCUUGACACCAGAUUUUGACUGUAGGCUGCCUGCACCUGCACCCUCCUCUACCCUUGCCCCUGCCCCUGCUCCCUCUGCACCUGCCACCAUGCCUUCUGCACCUGCUGCUGUGCCCCAUCUAACUACCACUGCACAUUUGGCAACUGCUACCACACUUUUUGAACAGGCCCUCGUCUUUACCCCUGCUGUCACCCUUGCUACACCUGCCCCUGUCCCCUCUACCCCUCCCGUUGCAUCCUCUAAACCAGCCCUUACCUCUAUUCCCACCUCCUUUGAACCAGCUUCCACCCCCUCUACACUGACUCCCCUGCAUCUGUACCAACUGCCACCAACCACACCUGAGUCCCAUGCUCCUGACCUGCUGCUGCCUGGCCCCACUCCUGCUCCCAAGUUUGCUGAGGUUGUCAAGUCCACAGAGACCAUUGGCACUGCUAUUGUGGCUGCUCCCAUUGCCAUUGACCUUGAUUUCCUUGUUCCUGCCUUGUUCCUGUGGAGCCUGACAAGCCUAUUACAGUCUCCAACAUUGUUCUGGCCAGCAAAACUCCAGCCUCUGUGCAUGCUGCCACCUCUGCCAACACUGCUCCCAUUGCUGCAUCCAGUGCCAAUACACACACUUUGCGUAAGCAGAGGUGGGGUGCCAAAAAUCCAGUAA